AUUUUGGUAGUUUGUUUUCGUCCACGCCCAGCUUGGUCUCUGUCUCUAUCAGGAGCAACAAACAACUCUUCCUUCUCUCUCUCUCUCUCUCUCUCUCUCUCUCUAAUCCAACCAACAUCAACAUACAAAACCAACACUUCUCAGUUCUCUCUCUAGGGUUUGCAGCUUCGACACACCAACACUCACUCAGCUUCUCAUUGUGAUCGCGCGAACCACUGGUUGCUAAUUCUCGGUGAGGUAGAAGGAUUAUAUAGGUAGUAGUUGGAGGUUAUUUGAAUUAUAUUGUGGCGGCGGGCGAAUGUUUCUUGCCGCUGCUAAAUGAUACUUGCUGUGGACUUGAAUGCCUUGCCUGUGCCGGAGGAAGAUGAAGAUUCUAUUGAGGGCCAUGUUCAAGAGCCAAUAGAAACUGCAUUAGAUAUAGUACAAGAAUGUGAAGAAAGUAAGAGACGAUUGAAGAGAGAACGUUCAGAUUACAGACCUGUGCAAGCAUCACAGUCACCUGGACAUGAUCAGCCAUUCCAUUCAAAGAUCCAUAAAUCCUAUGAUAGAAGUAAGCUUCCCCCAGGUUGGUUGGAUUGCCCUCCAUUUGGCCUGGAAAUUUUUUGCAUGAUACCUUCUAAGGUUCCUCUUGGUGAAUCAUUCAAUGAAUAUAUUGUUCCUGGUAAAAGAUACUCAUUUAAACAAGUGAUACAUCAACAGAGAGUUUUAGGGAGAAAACUUGGUCUGGUGAUUGAUUUGACGAAUACUUCUAGAUACUAUCCAGUAUCAGAUCUAAAGAAAGAGGGUAUCAAACAUGUUAAGAUUCAAUGCAAGGGCCGCGGUUCUGUACCUGAUAAUUUAUCUGUUAAUCAUUUUGUCUAUGAGGUUACCCAAUUUCUGUCGCGUCAAAAACUGUCAAAAAAGUUUAUACUUGUUCAUUGUACACAUGGUCACAAUCGAACAGGAUACAUGAUCAUUCAUUAUCUAAUGCGCACAAUGUCAAUAUCGGUUACUCAGGCAAUAAAAAUAUUUUCUGAUGCACGCCCUCCUGGAAUCUAUAAACCAGAGUAUAUUGAUUCCUUAUACACAUUUUAUCAUGAAAAAAGGCCUGAAAUGAUAGUUUGUCCUCCUACCCCGGAGUGGAAGAGAACUCUUGAACGUGUUGAUCUCAAUGGUGAAGCAGUUCCAGAUGAUGAUAAUGAUGAUGAUGAUGAUUAUGAUGGAAUGGCGGCCUCUCCUUUGCAUGAGAACCAUGAGGCCGACACAAUAAUGACAAAUGAUGAUGUUUUGGGAGAUGAGAUACCUACUGAUCAGCAAGAUGCAUUUCGACAGUUUUGCUUUAAAACGCUUAAAUUGGGUGUUGGGGCUAGAGGACAAAUGCAUUUUCCUGGGUCGCACCCUGUUUCUCUAAACAGGGAUAAUUUACAGCUGUUACGACAGCGUUAUUAUUAUGCUACGUGGAAAGCCGAUGGAACAAGAUAUAUGAUGCUCAUAACUAUGGAUGGAUGUUACUUGAUUGAUAGAAACUUUAAUUUUCGAAGGGUCCAAAUGAGGUUUCCUUGCAGGGUUAAAAAUGAUGGCUUGCCAGAGAAAACUCACCACUUCACAUUACUUGAUGGGGAGAUGAUUAUUGAUACAGUACCAGAUUCAAGAAAGCAGGAAAGGAGAUACCUCAUUUAUGAUCUGAUGGCAGUCAACCGUGCAUCAGUAAUAGAGCGACCUUUCUACGAACGGUGGAAGAUGCUAGAGAAGGAAGUAAUUGACCCCAGGAAUCAGGAACGGUUCCAGAGCAAAAAUGCAUAUUACAGAUAUGACAUGGAGCCCUUCAGGGUGAGGAGGAAAGAUUUUUGGCUGCUCUCUACUGUCACAAAACUUCUAAAAGAAUUCAUUCCGAAACUCUCACAUGAUGCGGAUGGUCUUGUAUUUCAGGGUUGGGACGAUCCUUAUAUACCACGCACUCAUGAAGGCCUCUUAAAGUGGAAGUAUGCUGAUCUGAAUUCAGUUGAUUUUCUUUUUGAGAUUGUCGAUGGUCGUCAACUACUUUUUCUCUAUGAACGAGGAAAAAGGAAACUCAUGGAAGGGUGUGGGGUUGCAUUCGAAGAAGGUUCAGACCCCUUGCUGUAUUCUGAAAAGAUCAUAGAGUGUUCUUGGGAUUCUGACAAACAGAAAUGGAUAUUCAAACGAGUCAGAACAGAUAAGUCAACUCCAAAUGACUUUAAUACAUACAAGAAGGUGAUGCAAAGUAUAAAAGACAAUAUCACAGAGGAUAUCCUGUUGAAUGAAAUAAACGAGAUAAUUCGCCUUCCCAUGUAUGCUGACAGGAUAAAAAUUGACAGCAAAGCCACUAAUAUGAAGCGAAGGUAAAUCAGAGGCUAUGAUAUUUUCACUGGUGAGAGGAUUGGAUGAUGUUGAAAGUGUAUAACAUCAGGUGAAAACAGGAUCAAAUGUAUCCACCGAUGUCUGCCUGUGGCCUUCUAUGGUUAUUUAUUCAGAUGUAGAGUUAGGUUUAGAAUCUCAAUGUAUAUUAUCUUAUUAGUUUUCAUUUUUAAGUAGUGAUUAUAAGCUGUUCAAAGGGUAGUUAGUAUCUUAAAGUCAAGUUCCAUUGACUUUCCCUUAUGUGAAUAUUAGAUUUGGAAAUACUAACGAGCAUUAAUGUAGAAGUUAUUCUUCAUUUUA
This is a messenger RNA of Lotus japonicus, 2655 nucleotides long. RefSeq lists its product as uncharacterized. Lineage: Eukaryota; Viridiplantae; Streptophyta; Magnoliopsida; Fabales; Fabaceae. Gene Ontology annotation, molecular function: mRNA guanylyltransferase activity; ATP binding; protein tyrosine/serine/threonine phosphatase activity. The transcript has 18 exons. Gene Ontology annotation, biological process: protein dephosphorylation; 7-methylguanosine mRNA capping; DNA recombination. Bases 319 to 2343 code for a protein of 674 amino acids. The record is from RefSeq and is a predicted model, not a curated record.